Molecule: messenger RNA, 1458 nt
Organism: Populus nigra (black poplar)
Lineage: Eukaryota; Viridiplantae; Streptophyta; Magnoliopsida; Malpighiales; Salicaceae
Product: UDP-glycosyltransferase 92A1-like
Exons: 1
Coding region: 1-1458 (485 amino acids)
Molecular function (GO): UDP-glycosyltransferase activity
Source: RefSeq, a predicted model, not a curated record
AUGUUGCGAAGAAAAGAGAACAUAGUGAUGUUCCCAUUCAUGGCACAAGGCCAUAUCAUACCUUUCCUAGCAUUAGCCCUUCAACUAGAACAAAUGAAGAAGUAUACCAUAACCUUUGUUAACACUCCUCUUAACAUCAACAAACUAAGAUCAUCGAUCCCUAUAAACUGCUCCAUUCACCUUCUUGAAAUCCCUUUCGAUAGCUCAGGCUAUGGCCUGCCUCCAGGCACUGAAAACACUGACUCUAUUCCUAACCAUCUUAUAGCCAACCUUCUCCAUGCUUCUUUGUCUCUCAAACCUUCGUUCAGGAAACUCAUUUCUGAUCUUGUUAAGGAACAAAAUGGCCACCCACCACUCUGUAUAAUCACUGACAUUUUCUUUGGCUGGUGCUCAGAGAUUGCACAUGAGUUCGGUGCAUUUCAUGCCAUAUUUUCUGGAAGUGGAGGUUUUGGUAUUGCAUGUCAUUACUAUCUGUGGUUAAACCUGCCUCAUCAGAUGAAGAAUUCUGAUGAAUUCACUGUACCAGAUUUCCCUGAAGCUUCUAAAAUUCACGUAACACAGUUGGCAGAAAAUUUGAGAGUAGUCAAUGGAAGUGAUCUCUACUCUGUGUUUCUACAGAAUGUGCUCCCUGAAUGGAUGAAUUCUGAUGGGAUUUUGCUGAACACAGUGGAGGAACUUGACAAGGUUGGAUUGGAAUAUUUUCGGCUUAAAAUUGGCAAGCCAGUUUGGUCAAUUGGGCCAGUUCUCCUUUCCAAGAGAAGCCAAGAUCAAGCUGCAACUACAACUGAGCUGUGUAAAAACUGGCUUGAUACCAAACCUGUGAAUUCAGUUCUUUACAUAUCAUUUGGUUCACAGAAUGCAAUAUCUGCACCGUAUAUGAUGGAAUUGGCAGUCGCAUUGGAGGCUAGUGGAAAGAAUUUUAUCUGGGUUGUUAGGCCACCUAUUGGCUUUGACAUCAACAUGGAAUUCAAAGCAACAGAAUGGUUGCCUGAAGGAUUUGAAGAAAGAAUGAAAGAUUCAAAAAGAGGGUUAUUAGUGCACAAAUGGGCACCACAGGUGGAAAUUCUGUCUCAUAAGUCUAUAUCAGCGUUUUUAAGUCAUGGUGGAUGGAGCUCGAUAAUCGAAUCUUUAAGCCAUGGCGUGCCAUUGAUUGGGUGGCCAAUGGCAGAAGAGCAAUUCUACAAUGUCAUGCUUUUAGAAGAACAAAUUGGAGUUUGUGUGGAGGUGGCUAGAAGGAAGAGCUGUGGGGUUAGGCAUGAAGAUAUAGUGAACAAGAUAAUGUUGGUAAUGGAUGAGACAGAGAAGGGGAAGGAAAUGAGAAAGAAAGCAUUGGAGGUUAGGGAUAUGAUUAUGGAUGCCGUUAAAGAUUUUAAAGGGUCUUCUGUCAAAGCCAUGGAUGAGUUCUUGAAUGCUGCAUUGCUGAGGCAAGAAGAGGCAAUGAGGACAGGUGAUUCAUGA